Molecule: messenger RNA, 726 nt
Organism: Colletotrichum costaricense
Lineage: Eukaryota; Fungi; Ascomycota; Sordariomycetes; Glomerellales; Glomerellaceae
Product: DnaJ domain-containing protein
Exons: 4
Coding region: 1-726 (241 amino acids)
Source: RefSeq, a predicted model, not a curated record
AUGGCGAACACUGGCGCCCCUCCAAACUACUACAAGAUCCUUGAGAUCUCGGAGGCGGCUACGACCCAGCAAGUUCGCGAUGCAUACAAGAAAGCCGCCUUGAAGACACACCCAGACAGGGUCCCCGCCGACUCACCCGAGCGAGCAACGCGCACCCGCAAGUUCCAGCUCGUCAACGACGCAUAUUACACCUUGUCCGACACGCAAAGACGCCGAGAAUACGACGCCCAGCGAAAGAUCUUUGGCGCAUCCGCCGGUACAACAUACGGCGACUUUUCCGACGACGACGACUCCGACCCAGAGGAAGUACCCCCGCAGGCCGGCCCCAACCCGCAAAAUGCCUACUCGUGGGCAUGGAACUUCUUCACAGGCGGGAAGCAGGGUCAACAGAACGAGGGCCAGCGCGCGCAGGCCGACAACGCACAGUUCGGCGAUGUAUUCGAGGAGAUGUUGCGCGAGGAGGGCAUGGCCGAGGAGGGUACCAACCGCCCGACGAGCUCGUUCUGGAGCAUGGUAGGCGGUCUUAGUGGUGGCGCGCUGGGCUUCAUCGUCGGAAACAUGCCUGGCGCGCUGGCGGGUGCUGUGGCUGGAAACAGGCUUGGCUCUGUUCGAGAUGCGAAGGGCAAGAGUGUCUAUGCCGUUUUCCAGGACCUCCCCCAGGCAGAUCGCGCGAGGCUGCUUACCCAGUUGGCUGCCAAGGUGUUCAGCCAUACUGUAGGAGCUUAG